UCAUGUCAUUCCGAGUUCUCUAGAUCUAUUAGUCAGUUUCGAUCAAAAUUGGUUGAUGAACCUAGAGAUAUCGGAAUGAUAUAAAAUCAAUUCUUGUAUAUUCAUUUAGUUCUCCUUAUUAUAUUUAUAUUUUCUAAUAUUAAUUUGAGUUAUUAUAUUGAGAAUAAUAAUUAAUCAAUUAUUUUUUAAAAAAAAUUAUUCGAUCCGACUGCUAGUAGUUCACUGAAGUAAACUGCUCGUUGUAGUAGUUCACUGAUGUGAUUUAGUAAAAAUGAUAUUUUUAAGAUGAAAAAUAUAAUUUUUUUUAAACGACCUUUUAAUUGUUUCCAUGUCGAAUUAUAUAAUAGUGAAAAUGCUUGUAUCGUUAAUGAAAGGUUGCGUUAAAAUGUAAAAGCUAGGGGGCAAAAUGAAAUAUUUUCUCCAUGGAUAGGGAGAUAGGGUCUCCUUUGUUGCUAAUCGUCUUCAGCGAGUAGAAGUGUAGAACUCAAACAGAGAUUUCUUCUUCUUCGAUGCUUCUGUCCUCUUCGCCGGCGGCAGCUGCCGCUCUCAGUUUUCCGGCAAUGGCGGGAAUAAGCACCUUCAUAGGCGGGCAGCUUCUCUUCUUCCGACCGAACAAGAAUCCCCUCACUAGUACCCAUCCCGCGACUGCCGUCUCUAUCGUGGCCAAGGCCGCCACCCGGAGAGAGAACCGAACCGCCCGACACGAACGCAUCCGCAAGAAGGUGAAUGGUACCCCGGAGAGACCAAGGAUGUCUAUUUACCGCUCGAACAAGCAUUUAUACGUCCAAGUCAUUGACGAUUCCAAGAUGCACACACUAGCUUCAGCUUCUACAAUGCAGAAACCUAUUUCGGAAGAGCAUGAUUACUCUUCUGGUCCAACUCUCGAAGUGGCAAAGAAGGUGGGUGAAGCCAUCGCAAAGGCUUGCUUGGAGAAGGGAAUCGCCAAGGUGGCUUUCGAUCGCGGUGGCUUUCCUUAUCAUGGAUGCAUAGAAGCUUUGGCUAAUGCCGCGAGGGAACACGGUCUUGAGUUCUAAAAAAUUGUUCUAUUGAUCUAAUUGGAAGAACAAAUAUGGUUUUCAUUUCAACCAUAGCAUGAUUUCCAAGUCAUUCAAUGUCUAGUAGAUACAAAAUUGUCGUCAUAAGAUGAUGCUACCCUUGAACUUGAUGAUCAAGGGUACUUCAUUCCGACAAAUCUCUCUGCCUUUGUCGUGGAGGCGAUCAUCUUGAUGCAUGGUCCUUGUUGGUAUGAACGAUGUAAGAGUUCGGUCGAGGAAUCAGAAUUGUGGCUCUCAUUUCGACCGAGACCUUUCGUGGUUGAUCUUUAUAUCUUCCUCUUUUUGAUACUAAGAAAUUCUUAGCCUUGCCCCUUUC
This is a messenger RNA of Zingiber officinale, 1371 nucleotides long. RefSeq names its product 50S ribosomal protein L18, chloroplastic-like. Gene Ontology annotation, biological process: translation. The transcript is spliced from 3 exons. The coding region runs from base 510 to 1034 and encodes 174 amino acids. Gene Ontology annotation, molecular function: 5S rRNA binding; structural constituent of ribosome. The record is from RefSeq and is a predicted model, not a curated record. Lineage: Eukaryota; Viridiplantae; Streptophyta; Magnoliopsida; Zingiberales; Zingiberaceae. Gene Ontology annotation, cellular component: ribosome.